AUGUUACUUGAAGAAGGAAUGUCGAGCAAAACAAAUGAGGGCAUAAAUGUCAUAAUACAUCAUUUUGCUGAAGAAGUGGCUGAUUUCAUAAUUGAAGACAAUACAAAAAGAAAAAAGAAGUUGGAGGAAAUCCAAAUAGUAAUAUCUGAUUACAGAGUCAACACAAUAGAGCAAGCAUCAAUGUUAGAUUCAAACAACAACAUUUUCGUGUUGGCUUUUGGAAUAGCAGACUCUGAAAAUGAUAACUCAUGGCUUUGGUUCUUCUCCAAACUAAGAGACACCUAUGGAGAACCCAAAGUUUCCGACAGACACAAGAGUAUAGACAAUGCAGUACAUAUGGUGUACCUAAAUGCUUUCGAUGGAGCUUGCAUGUUUCACUUGCUCAAUAAUUUGAAAAGAAAGUAUGGAAGCCAUGGAGAAAAGCUACAAAUGAAAUUCAUUGUAGCAGCAAAAGCAUACACAAAAACAAAAUGUGAACAGUACAUGAGAGGCCUUGAUAGACUUGACAGACGCAUUAGACCCUAUUUAGAGAAAGCCAAGUAUGAAACUUGGGCAAGAUCAUACUCACCAACAAAAAGAUACACCAUGAUGACAUCCAACAUCGCAGAAUCACUCAACGCUGCACUAAAAGCUGCAAGAAAUCUCCCCAUUGAUAUCUUUGUUGAAUGCCUUAGAAGUUUGGUUCAAAAGUGGGUUUGGAACAACUCAAAUAAUGCAAACGAAACAUUCACAAAAGUCUCUACAGCAACAGAGAAUGAAUUGAGACAUGACAUUGUUUCAAAAAUGAAGUUUCAAGAAGAUGAAAUGUCUUGUGGCCAUGCAGUAGCUGUCCUUGCAAAGAGAAACUUGAGUGUGUAUGAUUAUUGUGCAAAGUUCUACAGAACAGAAACAUUGAAAGCAUUGUAUCAAGAAAAUGUUCAUCCUUUGCCCCAUAAAGAUGAAUGGAAUCUCCCACAACACUUGGACAUAAUGGUGCUGCCUCCAAAGACAACAAUCCUUGCAGGAAGACCAAGAAAGAAAAGAAUAAAGAUCAAGAGGGGAACCUAA
Messenger RNA from Humulus lupulus (European hop), 1047 nucleotides. RefSeq lists its product as uncharacterized. The transcript is spliced from 4 exons. Lineage: Eukaryota; Viridiplantae; Streptophyta; Magnoliopsida; Rosales; Cannabaceae. Bases 1 to 1047 code for a protein of 348 amino acids. The record is from RefSeq and is a predicted model, not a curated record.